AUGAUGGAGGAGAAUUUGUGGAACCUGUUCUGCGGGCAAUCUGAUUGUGCAAGAACCAGUUCUGAGUCAUGUAAUCCCCGGUUAGUGUUGGUAAUUCAACCUUCAUCCUGUGUCAAUCAUGCUUCCAUUGUUUGUUUUGAUCUACUGCUUCUGUUGGUGCUCUUAUGGAGUUUCAUAAGCAAAAUUUCUUUCAAGAAAGUCGAGUCACCAGCUCGCCGUAGACAGUUUUCAGCUUUGCAGAUAAUAUCAGCUGUUUUUAAUGGAUGUUUGGGGCUUGUUUACAUUGGUUUUGGCAUUUGGAUUCUGGAAGAAAAGUUGAGAAUUGAUCAUUUUGUUUCACCGAUUCAUCUGUGGGUUCUGUUUUUAUUUCAUGGAAUUACAUGGUUGGUGGUUGGACUAACUACAAGCCUGAAAGGAGAGUUCUUCCCGAAAGCCACAUUGCGAAUCUUGUCCAUCUUGGCUUUCCAUUGUGCUGGAAUUUUCUCCUUUAUAGCUCUGUUUUCUGUCAUAGUGUACCAUGAAAGGAUAACGGUUAAAGUAGCCUUGGAUAUUCUGUCUAUUCUAGGAGCAAGUUUGCUAAUGUUAUGUACUUACAAUGGGUAUUGGGUGGCUGGCAAUAGAAGUACCCUCUACACUCCUUUGAAUGCUGAGGAGACUGACAGCAACAUUGAAAAUGAUUCGGCUGAUCAAGUUACCCCAUUUUCCAAAGCCGGUUUGAUCAGUGAGAUGACAUUCUGUUGGUUGAACCCUUUGAUGAAGUUGGGUGGGGAGAAGACUCUCAACGAAGACGACAUGCCCAAAUUACGUGACAUAGAUAGAGCAGGGUACUGUUACUUACAAUUCCUUGACCAAUUGAGCAAAAAUAAAACGGAUGAAUCCCUAUCAGAAUCCUCAACCUUAUGGACAAUUUUUAGAUGCCACUGGAGGGAGAAUCUGGUGUCAGGAGUCUUUGCUUUUCUGAAGACACUUGCGGUAUCAGCUGGACCUCUAUUGCUCAAUUCCUUUAUUGAGGUUUCUGAGGGUAAUGAAGCUUUCAGAUAUGAAAGUUAUUUACUGGCAAUCACACUCUUUUUCUUUAAAAUCUUGGAAUCUUUGUCACAGAGGCAAUGGUACUUUCGAAGCAAAAUGACCGGUCUUAAAGUGAGAUCCAUGCUCACUGCAGCAAUUUACAGAAAGCAACUACGACUCUCAAAUGUUGUUGGAAGGAACUCUGGUAGUGAGAUACUGAACUAUGCAACUGUGGAUGCUUAUAGGAUCGGGGAAUUUUCUUUCUGGCUUCAUCAUACUUGGACUAUAGUCCUCCAGCUUUGCUUUGCAUUGCUUAUUAUGAUCCAUUCAAUCGGACUUGCAACUGUUGCAUCCUUAGUGGUGAUUGUUUUAACGGUGAUUUUCUUUGCUCCCCUCGCCAAAUUACAGCAUAAGUUCCAAAGCAAGUUGAUGAUUGCUCAAGAUGAGAGGCUGAAGGCUUGCUCGGAGGCUCUUGUGAACAUGAAGGUGCUUAAGUUGUAUGCCUGGGAGACUCACUUCAAGAAUGUAGUCGAGACAUUGAGGGAAGUUGAAUUGAAAUGGUUAUCAUCAGUACAGUUGAGAAAGGCAGUCAACAUUUUUGUCUUCUGGACGUCUCCUGUAUUGGUCUCUACUGCAACAUUUGCGGCCUGUUAUUUCCUUCAAAUUCCUCUUCAUGCCAGUAAUGUUAUCACAUUUCUUGCAACAUUGCAUUUGGUGCAAGGCCCUAUCAGAACUGUUCCUGAUGUCAUUGGCGUAGUGAUUCAAGCAAGAGUUGCGUUUACAAGGAUUGUAAAGUUUCUUGCAGCACCAGAGCUUCAGGCUGAAAAUGUCAGAAAAAAGAACAAUAUGAACAGUGUAAACCAUGCCAUUCAGAUAAAGUCAGCAAAUCUUUCGUGGGAAAUGAAUCCAUCCAAGCCAACACUAAAAAGCAUAAAUCUAGAUGUAUGUCCAGGUGAUAAGAUAGCCAUAUGUGGAGAAGUUGGCUCAGGAAAAUCAACAUUGUUAGCAGCAAUUCUUGGAGAAGUACCAUAUAUAGAUGGAAUAGUGGAAGUUUAUGGGAGAAUCGCUUACGUUUCCCAAACAGCUUGGAUUCAAACAGGGACAAUACGGGAUAAUAUUCUUUUCGGGUCUGACAUGAAUGACUUAAGAUAUCAAGAUACUCUUCAUAGGUGUUCAUUGGUGAAGGACCUCGAACUUCUUCCCUAUGGUGACAUGACAGAAAUAGGGGAAAGAGGAGUUAAUUUAAGUGGUGGGCAGAAGCAACGAGUUCAACUUGCUCGUGCUUUAUACCAAGAUGCUGAUAUCUAUCUUUUGGAUGACCCAUUUAGUGCUGUUGAUGCACACACUGCAAUUAGCCUUUUCAAUGAAUAUGUUAUGGAAGCACUUUCUGGAAAGACUGUCGUGCUUGUGACACACCAAGUUGAUUUUCUUCCAGCAUUUCAUUGUUGUUUGCUGAUGUCAGAUGGGGAAGUACUUCGCUCAGGCUCUUAUCAUGAGUUAUUAGCUUCAAGUAAGGAGUUUUUGGACCUUGUAAAUGCGCACAAGGAGACUGCUGGUACAGAACAGGCUGAAGUUAGUACAUCUAGAAAACAUAAUUACCCUACUAAAGAGAUUAAGAAAGUCAAUGAUGAGGAUCAAAAUCAAGCAUUAAAAGGAGAUCAGUUGAUUAAACAAGAAGAAAGAGAAGUUGGAGAUAUUGGCUUUAAGCCAUACCUGAUAUACCUGAACCAGAAUAAAGGCUGUUUGUACAUUUCUAUUUUCACUCUUUUCCAUCUCGCAUUUGUGAUAGGGCAAAUAUUACAGAGCACUUGGAUGGCCUCAGCUGUUGAUGAUCCUCAUGUCAGCAAAUCAAAACUAAUUGUGGUUUACCUCGUGCUUGGAUUUUCUUCCACAUUCUGUUUACUCAUAAGAUCUCUUACAGUGGUUGCAAUUGGAAUGAAGUCAUCAAAAUCUAUGUUUUCUCGGUUACUGAACUCCCUAUUUCGAGCUCCAAUGUCAUUCUAUGACUCUACACCUCUUGGAAGGAUACUCAGUCGGAUCGCUUCUGAUUUGAGCAUCAUCGAUCUUGAUAUCCCCUUCGACUUCCAAGCAACUAUUGUAUCCUUUUCAGAGGCAUGUGCUAAUUUAGGAGUGAUAGCUGUCAUAAUUUGGCAGGUACUCAUUGUCAGCAUACCGGUGCUUUACAUGGCAAUAAGACUGCAGAGAUAUUACUUUGCAACUGUGAAAGAGUUGAUGAGGCUCAACGGUACAACCAAAUCUAUGGUUGCAAACCAUUUAACCGAAUCAUUAGCCGGAGCCAUGACGAUUAGAGCUUUUCAAGUGGAAGAUCGUUUUUUCACAAAGAAUCUCAAUCUUAUUGAUGCAAAUGCAAGCUCAUACUUCCACAAUUUUGCAGCCAAAGAAUGGCUGCUUCAGAGGAUUGAGGCCCUCAGUGCCACUGUUCUUGCAGUCGCAACACUGUGCAUGGUUUUGCUUCCUCCCGGCACUUUUAGCCCAGGCUUCAUCGGAAUGGCACUAUCGUAUGCUCUUACACUAAACCUGGGUAUGGUUUUCUCAGUUCGGAACCAAUGCAAAUUAGCCAACCAAAUCAUUUCAGUGGAGAGGCUUAAUCAAUACAUGGAUAUAACCAGUGAAGCUCCAGAAGUCAUCAAAGAUAACCGCCCUCCACAAAACUGGCCAUUGGUUGGUAAAGUGGAGAUCUUAAAUCUGCAGAUAAGAUAUAGACCAGAUACUCCACUGGUUCUUCAGGGAAUCAGUUGUACAUUUGAAGGCGGAGAUAAAAUUGGUAUUGUUGGAAGGACUGGCAGUGGAAAAACUACCCUAAUAGGGGCAUUGUUUCGCUUAGUGGAACCAAUAGGAGGCAAGAUUGUAGUUGAUGGCAUUGAUAUAUGUUCAGUAGGACUUCACGAUCUACGGUCACGUUUUGGGAUUAUACCACAAGAUCCUACUCUCUUCAAUGGCACAGUACGCUUCAACUUGGAUCCGUUAUGUCAGCACAAUGAUGAAGAAAUCUGGGAGGUGCUCAUCAAAUGUCAGCUUAAAGAAGCUGUUGAAAUGAAAAACCAUGGACUAGAUUCUCUAGUUGUGGAGGAUGGAUCAAAUUGGAGCAUGGGACAGCGGCAGCUGUUCUGUCUAGGGCGUGCUUUGCUGAGAAGAAGUCGAGUGUUAGUUCUUGAUGAAGCGACUGCAUCGAUUGAUAAUGCAACUGACACGAUCCUUCAGAAAACAAUAAGAACAGAAUUUGUUGGCUCCACUGUGAUUACUGUAGCCCACAGGAUACCCACCGUGAUGGACUGCACAAAAGUUCUUUCCAUUAGUGAUGGAAAACUGGUGGAGUAUGACGAGCCAACCAAUCUAAUGAAGAAAGAAGGUUCACUAUUCGGCCAACUUGUCAAGGAAUAUUGGUCUCAUAUCCACUCUGCUGGUCAGACGCAUUGAGCAAAAGCCAUGGAGAAGCAAUUUUGACGGGAAGAUGAUCACCUCCUUUAUCAACCUAUCCUGAGAAAGAUAUAUACUUUUCCUUUUUUUCCAUUUCCCUAUGUGUAGGCACUAAGAGUAGGAAUCAUAAGCCAGCUCAAAGAAAUAUGAAGCUUGGCCUACUUAUGUAAAAUUAAAGAGAUCCAUAUGUUAUUCUGGUAUCAGUAUCAUGUCUGGAAGUGUUUUUUCACUUACGUGAUACGUUAGUAGUACUCCGCGUAGCUGAAGAAGAGUACCGGAAGAUCUCAACUUGAAAAUUCCCUUCAACAUUUUUGUCUAGAAUGCUUGCUCCAGUCUGCAUUUGAAUUUUAAGCUGAAAUUC
Spinacia oleracea (spinach) is the source of this 4807-nucleotide messenger RNA. Its product is annotated as ABC transporter C family member 10. Gene Ontology annotation, molecular function: ATP binding; ABC-type transporter activity; ATP hydrolysis activity. Lineage: Eukaryota; Viridiplantae; Streptophyta; Magnoliopsida; Caryophyllales; Amaranthaceae. The record is from RefSeq and is a predicted model, not a curated record. The transcript is spliced from 11 exons. Gene Ontology annotation, biological process: transmembrane transport. Gene Ontology annotation, cellular component: membrane. The coding region runs from base 1 to 4446 and encodes 1481 amino acids.